This is a messenger RNA of Siniperca chuatsi (mandarin fish), 4884 nucleotides long. It is a transcript of the gene rnf6, whose product is annotated as ring finger protein (C3H2C3 type) 6. Gene Ontology annotation, cellular component: nucleoplasm; cytoplasm. Gene Ontology annotation, biological process: ubiquitin-dependent protein catabolic process; positive regulation of DNA-templated transcription; protein ubiquitination. The record is from RefSeq and is a predicted model, not a curated record. NCBI's taxonomy places the organism in Eukaryota, Metazoa, Chordata, Actinopteri, Centrarchiformes, Sinipercidae. Gene Ontology annotation, molecular function: ubiquitin protein ligase activity. The transcript has 4 exons. The coding region runs from base 833 to 2998 and encodes 721 amino acids.
UUUUAAUGUCAUUGUCAUCUCUUAUAAAAUUAUGCUAGGAUUAAGUGUUAAGUUCCGUAUACAUUAACUGCUUCAUAAAACUGUUUGUCACAUUUAUAUCUCCUGAGAUAUUCAGCCUCACAGCUCGCUGGCGAGUCAGCUAACACUUGUGUCGAUGGACUGCUAUUCGCUAACGUUAGAUGUGCUAAUUUGCUAGUGCUCGGUUAGCAACUAAAGCGUUGCGCAUUCAAAAUGACACUUCGCAUCCUUGAAUGGUCCACAAAACUGAAUGUUGUGUUUGGGCGGCAACGCAAUUAAUCAUUACCAGGCAUUAACAUCUCGAUUAUCUAAUUAUGCAAUAAAGCUGACAAGAUUCUUUGUCUUUCCUUCUUUGCCCUGCGUUUACAUGGAGGAGACCUCCGUUUAGUUUUUCAUGGCCCGCCUUUGUAGAGCAGUGAUUGGACGCUUGGCGUGUCCGUCAUUAACACUAGGCCGAUGAUUGGUGGCUAACCAGGAUGACAACGCCAGUUUUGUUGCUUUAUUCCCCUGCCUUCAACAUGGCCUUCCGUAGCUGCUGUUGUAACUUGGCUAAUAUUAGCUCAAAUGAAAACUACGUUGUUAUUAGCAUGUCUAUUGGCUAUUCCUUACAGUGAAUGAAUUGAGUCUUUAUCCACAUGUUAAAUUAGAUGAACAUACGGCGUUAGUCUUCGGGCUAAACGUUAGCAACGUUAGCAAGAUUACUGUAGCCUUACUCAGUGUCUUGCUGGUGGAGUCUUUCGAUAGAAAAUGGAUGGCGUUGUCUUAACUGUCGUCUAUGCCUAGAGAUUAGUCACUGUAAAGCUAAGCACUUUUUAUGGUGAUGGACCCUCCUGGUGGGGGAGACGAACGGCGGAGGCAGGCAGAGCGUCUUCGGCGGGAGGAGGCAUACUAUCACUUCAUUAAUGAAUUGAGUGAAGAGGAGUAUCGCCUAAUGAGAGACAGCAACCUGCUUGGCACCCCUGGAGAAGUGACUGCUGAGGAGCUCCGGCAGCGUCUUGAUGGUGCAAAAGAGCGCAUGUCAUCUCAGCCCCGUACUGAGCAGCGCUCACAGACUGCUGAUUCCGGAGAACAGCAGGGCAGCAGCGGUGAGGGAGAAGAGAGAGGGGCCGGAGGGAGACGAGGGGCAGGGGGCACAGAGCCCGGAGCAGAAACUUCUAAUGGUGACUCAUUACUGGAGUGGCUGAACACUUUCAGACGCACUGGUAAUGCUACUCGCAGUGGGCAGAGUGGCAACCAGACAUGGCGUGCUGUCAGCCGGACCAACCCUAACAGCGGAGAAUUCCGCUUCAGCCUGGAAAUCAACAUCAACCAUGAUCAGCCAGAGCCGGGGGAGCAUAAUGACACUGCGGACACUGCAGAGCUGCCAGUGACUGCCCCAAACACAACUUCACCCUCUAUACGCACCGCCUCCUCCUUCUCCAACCCCCGCCCUUCAGCCACGCCCAGGCCAACCCCAUACCCCACCCCCCGCCCAGCCCUCAGUAGGAGGAUGCAGACACGGCGUACACGCAGCAGCACUACCACUCUUUCUAUGAGCCCCCCUGCACUUCCUGCACCAGUGACCACCCCAGCUGCUGCUCAGAGGAGAGGUGCCACUUUGCACUCUUUAGCACCAGCUCCCACUUUUCCCAACCCUCCUCUUGAUCAAACUACAACUUCGCAACAUCAAGCCCUGAAUGCUGAAGUAGAGCAGGGCAGUGAUGAUAUGUCUGCUUCUAUAGACUGUCCCCGUGUGUCACCCCAAUCUGGGUCUCAGGCCCCAGCAGUGGGACAUGAAUCACGUGGCAGUAGGACUCGAUCACGUGGCCGUGCACGCAGGGCUGCAGCGGGGGGUGGGGUUUCAUCCCGCUUGUCAAGGCGAAGCCGUUCCCCCUUGCACAGAAUACCUGUUGCCAGUACCACUCCACCAUCAAGCAGUGGUGUCAGUGGCUCUAGCAUCCACACCGUUGAGCCAGGCAGUGGCACAAGCUCUGUUUCCAUGGAAACAGGGGAGGCUGUGGCAGAACCUGCAGCUCUUACAGAGCCAGCUGCCGAAACAGGAGAACGCGAGAGUGAAUCGCAUGUAAUAGGAGCAGGAAGUUCAGCAGUGCGACGGCACCCAACCAUCAUGUUGGACCUGCAAGUGAGAAGGAUUCGACCUGGUGAAAACCGUGAUCGGGACAGCAUCGCCAGCAGAACGCGCUCUCGUGCCCGCGUUGCUGAGAAUACUGUCACAUUUGAAAGUGACAGUGGUGGAUUUAGACGCACCAUCUCCCGCUCUGAGCGAGCUGGGAUCCGCACCUAUGUGAGCACUAUCCGGAUUCCACUAAGGCGCAUCAGUGAGACAGGCCUUGGGGAGCCCAACUCCACUGCCCUGCGCUCCAUCUUGCGCCAGAUCAUGACCGGAUUUGGGGAGCUGAGCUCCCUAAUGGAGACAGAGGCUGAUUCUGAAACUGUUGCACCUAGUCACACAGAUACUAGUGCUACAAAUAGUAACACCAGCCCAGCCAGUCGUCUACAUACAAAUGAGAGCGCAGCUGGCCAGGUUGGUACAGGUGGGGUAGAUCAGGAGAGGGUGGGGCUGGUGGGAAGUGAGGAGGACCAGGGUGGGCAGGCCAGGCUCGGAGGAGGGGUAGUGAGCACCACCGAGGGACGGGCCACCAGCAGAGACACCAACAACCUGGUAGAAAACGGUACGCUACCCAUUCUGCGGCUGGCACACUUCUUCUUGCUCAAUGAUGAGGAGGAUGACGAACACCCUAGGGGCCUGACCAAAGAGCAGAUUGACAAUCUAUCCACACGUACCUAUGGUCAGGCCAGCCUGGAGGGGGAGAUGGGUCGUGCAUGCAGUGUCUGCAUCAAUGAGUAUGCCCAGGGCAACAAGCUGCGUCGCCUGCCCUGCUCCCAUGAAUUCCACAUCCACUGCAUCGACCGCUGGCUCUCUGAAAACAACACCUGCCCAAUUUGCAGGCAGCCCAUACUCGCAGUGCAUCAUGACUGACCUAUUUGCUGACAAACACAACUAUCAAGUUCCUGGCUGGCUGAACUGAGCAGACCCAAGUGGGCUUUGCAUGUACAUAGCGCUUUCAUGGUUUCAUUUCUUUGAAAAUAUCCAUUGUGUUGAAGGUUGAACCAAAAGUGCAGAAAAAAGAAACUAUAAAUGCAGAGAAUUAACAAAACUUUAUUUUUUUAGACUCUUUGUUUUGAGCAACUUAUUGUUUUAUUUUCUUCUUCCUGUGACCUGUUUCACUGGUCUCUGUCACAAAGCUUCAGAGGCCCAUGUCAGUGGAUGGCAUUAAUGCUUAAGGAGUUCCUGUAGCCGCUGCUGACUAGUCUCACUUUAACUCUUUAAUGUCUGAUACAUGUGACGUCUCUUUGUCACAACUGAACUACACAAAUCACUUCUAGAUGUGGUUUAUUCAGUAUAAGCUGUAAAUAACUCACCACUGCUUGUAUUUAAGGGUUUUGAAGCAAGACGCUCCUCACAUGCCAUUUGUUUAGAAUGGAAGAAGGAAACCUUCAGUUUUUCUUUUUACAUUCACCAUUUUAAAGCUUCGACAUCCAUUUUAAAGUGUCCCUUUACAGUUGGAUAAGAAAUGUAUGAUUUAUUGGGAUGUGUAUGAGCUAUGUAUUUAAUUUUGAAACAAGUUUUAUUCUGUAUGCCUAGUAGUAUUUAUUUGUUAAGCCCUCUCUAUACACUUGUCCCAUAUAAUUGCAAUACAGGAUUCAUCCAUAAGUCACCCACUAAACUCAGCCCAAUCAUUAACAUUACCCAUAUGAGCAGCACAAUUCAAAUGAAAUGCAGAAGGCAUGUGAUAAUCAGGAAUUCAAAGUUGUAAUUUAGUGUGAAUGGUGCAAUAUGGAGAAAAAAUACAGUAUUUGUUUUGCUGUUCAUUGUUGUUUACAUUGUAAUGCCUGAUUAUCAUUUCCACUUAAAAACAAAGUCUUGUUUACCCUGAAAUCAAUGUUUCCUCUUGGUUACUGUUUCGAAAACAUAACUUACAUUGAGCAGUUAGCCUGAUACAUCUGCUGAGCAAAAACAUGGAAUUAAAAAAUGAAAAAUAGAUUUUUUUAGAGUUUAUACAGUGGUCCAGCUAACUCUGAAAUCCUUCUUCAUCAGAUAGGUGCUGGACAGUUGUUAAUGUUUGGAGCAUCUGUUGCAGUUUUGGCUCCAACACUGCAUUUUCUGUUAAUGAGAAACUGUUAACAACACAUCUCUAAUUGGGUCUUUCGCAGUGCAAUGGUCGCAGUCUUUUUCAGUUCCAGUACCAGUGCAACACCUGAAUGAGGCUGUGUUAGUAAUAUGAUAUUCCUGUAUGCUCUUUAUGGUUUGUUUUUAAAUUACAUGCACAGAUAUUGGAAUUUCUAGUGUAGCAUAGGUGGAUUAUUUAGCUGAAACACCUAGUCAGUGUGUUGCCACCAGGGUCACUUUGUUACAUAAACAACAGUACACAGGAGCUACAACAUAUCUGCAGUUAACAUGUCACUAAUAAAACUGCAGGAAUGAUGCAGUAUAAUAUGUCAGAAUGUAUGAGAGUGGGGUAAGUAUGUAUGGUUUAAUUGUGUGUGCAUGCGAGUGUGUGUGGGUGCUGAAGGAAAUGUCCAGUGUCCAAGUAAACCUGGUUCUCAGAAAGCUUCUGUUCAGCUAGUGUCCACCGGAGAUUUGGAGAAGGUUCUGGCCACUCAGUGCAGAAGUGAAUAUUUAUUCUGUUCCUAUUUAAUAAGAUGGAUAUCAACUUUUGAAAUAUGAAUAUGUAUUGUUACAGUGUGAUGAGAGUAAAUGAAUCAGUUAAGAUAAACAUGUUACUAUGUAAUAAAAUGAAGACAUGGGUUUUCUUCUCUGCUCCUUAACAAUGGAAUAAAAUGCAGCUUUGUUAUGCCUGGAAA